GCAGGUGUAUCGUAGAUUUUAUUGGAAUUUACGACGUGUAGCAAGAGAGAAAAAGAGGGAGAAAGAAAGAUAUUUUACGUCUCGAAAAUGGCAAAGGUUUGAGUUUGAUGCUUUUACAUGUGGCAAAACAUGUGGUGUAACUUGUACGCGGCCGGCGAUGCGAGUAAAUGGAGUGUGCACAGAGCUGUCAUUAUGCUCCCUCGUCGCAGUUCUCGUUUUCCAUGAAAUUCUCGCAGUAACGUUGAUAUCGAUUAACGUCUCUGCGGUGCGUGUCUCCGUCGUCAUUGGUUGCCAUGUUUGAUGAACGAGUAGCAAGUUCUGUACCACGUGACCACGGUUUACAAACGGUCGUUGUGGCAAACUGCUGAGGACGUGAUAUAGGUAGUAACAUAUAGUACGGUGUUCAUGGAAUUCUUGUAUUGACGGGAAAAAGACAUAUCCCAAGCUGAAAAUAAACUCUUGUUGAAUGUGCUGUUAAUCAAAACCUAUAAAUCAUAAUAACUCAACACAGAAUGUUAUCUUCAUAGUUUACACAAAAAUAUGAAGAAUAGUAGUCAUAAAGAGGAUAGAAAAAAAUAUGUCUUCUUCACAGAUCCAGAUGUUGUUGCUAAGCGAGCUGAGAUUUCUGCUGUUACAGCACAAAAACAAGCACUUACACAAGAUCUAAGAGUGCAAACUUUGAAGAGAGAUUCACCUUACUUAGGCAUUCAACCACUGAAUAUAAAGAACUUGUUUUUAUGUCCAGGAUAUUCAUAUCCAUUUCCAUUUAUUAGCGCAGUGAAACAAAAGUUUGCUUUAAAAGAUCAUGAUACCAGUGUAAGAAUACAUGAUCCAAAUUCUGUAGUAAAGAGCAAUUUAGCUUCUUCGGUAAUUGAACAAGAGAUGGAUAUUAGACCACUAAAAAUACCAGAUGUGAAAAUUACCUCAAAAACACUGGAGUUUUCAAGCAGAGAAAAUACUAUCUCAAAGGAGUUGUCGUCGACAAGGUCUGAAGUAUCAACAAAGGAAAUUUUAUACAAUAGAUCUGACAAGACAUCAAAAACUGGAGAGAGAGUGCAACGAAAAUUGGACUUUGUUGUAGCUGGAUCAUCGGUUAUAAAUAGCGAAAUAGAGCCACUAAAGGCACCUAAUGUAUCUAUAGCGUUUAAUUUGAGCAAAAAAAAGGAACAUGGUAGGGACAGUUCCAGAGAGAAGGAAAAUAGAUCUAAGAGAAUAAAAAAAGAUGAUUUUUUGUGUGCAAAACGAUACGAAUCAGUACAAGAUCAAGUCAAACGCAGUCGAAGUCCAAGACACGUUUCUAGAAGAGACACAGUUGAUACAAGUGACAUAAGAUUAUUGAAGAAUGACAGAUUGCUAUACAUGUCAAAAAGUGAUUUGACAACAUCGAAGGAUAAAAAUUUUGUUACGUCUACCGUUAAAAAAGAUAGUGACAAAAGACAAAAAUCUUUUAAUGUACAGUCUGUGGAUUCAAUAAAAGAGUAUGUUUCAGCAGGUAAACCUCGAAUAUCUGGUAAUUAUAAUGAAACUUCCGCCUUUCCAUCUUGGAAAGUGUCGGAGGAAGUUAUACUGAGUGAUAAUAAAGUCAGUAGUUCGGUUAAUAAUGAAAAUAAAUUGAAAGACAUUUGUAACUUGAAGAAACUUGAGAUAGAAGACUUAAAAUAUAAAUCUGAAUUAGAUAGUAAACAGUUAAAACAAGAUAAAGUGAUCAUUACCCGUAAGGAACAAACAAAGAGAAUAUGUGAUAAAAAUAAAAUGCCGAAUACAAGCAAACUCGAAGGGAAACGUAGUACGAAUUUAGACGAAUCAUUAGAAAAUAUUGAAUCACCAUCCGAAAUAACAAAUAGUUUUAAGAAUCGUGCAAAUGCUUAUCCUAUAAGUGUUACACGGCAUUCGAAGAGUAUAGAUUCUGAAACAUUUUCAGAAAGUGACGUGAACAAUUCCGCUAGAUUAGCUAAGACUUCAGAGAAUCAUACAUCAUAUUCAGAACAUUUAAACAUGACGCAAGUGGAAACCGUAUCACACACUGAAAAAGAUGAGGAGUCAUAUUCCCAGAACGUGUUUACUAAAGAAGCGACUACUAACGAUGAUUCGAAUGAUAUGGAUGUCAACACACUUCCAGAUUCGUUGUUUGAUUCUAGAAGAAUCUCCUUCAGAGAUGGCUAUACUCAACAAGAAUUUCACAAUUUAAUCGCACCAGAGAAGAUGACUCUUGAGCCUAGAUUUAAACGAAGAAGCAAUUGUAUAGAAAGCAAUGACUUGGAGAUAGAUACUAGAUGUCCAAAAUCCAAGUUAUCGCACACCAAAUCUGAAAAAGGAAUACAAGAAGGAAUACAAUUGAUGCACCCAACAGCUUUAUAUAUGCAAUUUCAGACAGAGCUCCAUCUUUAUGAUUCCCACGUUGAGUCUCUCAGACAAGUUAUGGAUGUUGAAAAACAUUUAUACAAUGCAACAUGUGAACAGGAACAAAAACUACAGAAAAUAAGUGAAAAAGAUGAAGAACUGAAAAAGACUGCGGAAGUUGGAGAAAGUUUGGUGAUUGAUAAAGAGGAUGUUGAGGAGAAUUUGCCAUCUAAUUUGCUUGAUUAUAUGAAGAAAAAUGUCGAAAUCCGGAAACCGAACGACGAAGGCAAUGUUGAUGAGUCAAAUAAAACUUAUGGAAAGUUGAAUAAAGCAGUGGCAGAAAUACAAACCCAAACGGUGAAUGAUAUGGCAACUCAAACGGAUCUAUCUCUGAACGAACGAAAUGCAGAGAAUAAAUUAUCGAAAAUACGCGAAAAAGUAUAUGAACAACUUUUAGCGGGGAAUCAAGUUUCUCAGCUGUCUUUAGAUUCUAAGUAUGAAACUUUGGACCAAGUAGAAGACGAUAUAUCACUGCCCAAAAUCAAAAAUGUCAUGUCAGAGUUUAGUAUUUUACAUGAAACGACGUCGUCGAAAAAAACGGAGACUGGCACCGAGAUUGUUUCGAGAGACGUAACAUGCUCGUUUGCAGAGCUCAGCAUCGAAAAUCAGCAGUAUUCAGAAAUAGCGCAGUGUUUGAAUGAAAACGAACGGCUUAUAAAACACGAGAAGGAACGAUGUACCAAAUUCGAGGAAAUUUAUAAGGCGUACAUGGAGAUAGCGUAUGAUAAGCAGAAGAAAAUAGAGCAGCUAGAAGACCAGAAGCGCGCGUUAAAAAAUAGAGGCCAGGACAGCCGUCCCUUAAAAAAGAAACAGAGAGCCCUGCUUAUGAAACUAAUACGAGGAACGCAUUACGCAGAGAGGAUAAAAGCAGCUGUAAACAUUAUAAAGAAACGUACAUUGUUGUUACAACAUGAGAGAAUUCUGCUUAGUCAAUCUCAAGACAUGUCGACAAAAAAUCAUAUCUUGACGAAAUUGAAAAGGAGCGCCGAUAGUCAAUCGCCAAGAAAGUUAUCGGGUCCUAUGAAGGGUUAUGACAUACGCAGUAACAGUUCUUUGAGCUCUGUGAUUGAUUCGGAUAAGUCGCUGCACGAUCAGUCUCAGGGUGACGCGCGUCUAAAAACGCUCGGAAGCGACGUGCACUCCAAAUUGGACUCAAUCAAGUCCAACGUAUCCACGCGUUUAGCUAAGGAUACUAACACGAGAUGUGACGAGAGCAAAGAACUUCAAAAGUCUCUUGCAAAAUCGCAGAAGAAAAGCGAUGUGUUAAAAUACGAAGUAAGAUCACGAAAAUACGAAGAGAAAAUGCCCGGAGCUAACGUUCUGCGACAGAAGCAGAAUCAACUCGACGUGAAAUCUAAGCGAUAUCAAGGACAUUCUAUGAAACAACUUUUGGGAAGUCAGGAAUCUCUGGUGAUGUCACCGAGACCGGACGCGUUAGACGUGAAAUCUGAAUCCGACGUGCUGGAAGAGUUGUCGAGAAUAUUGCAGACCGAAGAAACUGCGACGAUCUCACGAGAGAGAAACAAAGAUUUGACAUCUAACUCGAACGCCAAUAGCAAAUCCAUAGAGGAACAGAUAAACACAACACUGCAAGACACCAAUACGAAAACGACAAAAUCGCCACAAAUCUCGGAAGAUUUGUUGCAGACAAUUUCGAGCCAAAGUUCGAAAAAGAGUGAUAAAUCUAUUGUAAGUGAUAGAGACGUAUCUAAAAAAUCGCAACAUAGUACUGAACUAAAAACAAAUUCCAAACGUAAAAGUUCCAACUACCAGAAAACCAAAUCGUCUUCCAGUACGUUAACGGAAAAUGUGCUGAGAUCGAUAUCUAGUUCUUACAUAUUUGAGGGACUUCUUAAUCAUCACGAUAAACGAGCAAAACUGAAAAAUGAAUCUUCUCAGUUAGAUAGCAAUAACGAAAGCUUAAUUUUGGACGAAUCGGAGCGCAAACAUUCAGGAGUUGUAAAAGAUAAAACUUCGACAAACAAAUGUGAGACCAAGGAAAGUAUAAUUUCUAAACAAGCUUUCAAUAGAAAUGUCGAAAAUAAUGUUGAAAACCCUUCGAAGAACGAACAGGGAAUUCACGUGUCCACUUCAUUUACCAUAUCCCAUUCCGAAAGUGAAACGAGUUUCUCGAAAUCUAUAAGAUUGGAACUUAGAAAGAAGUCGGAAAACAAAGAUUUUGAACAAAUUUUAACUGAACGCGAAGUUGCACUUACAUCGCGCAAGAAGUGCGUAGAAAAUUACAUGGCCCGACACGCGAGGUUAAAAGCGGAGGAAGAUCGUGUGACUCGUAUGGAACAGGCAGCAUAUUACAAACUUGUUGCGGAAGCAGUCUUACAAGAGAGACUUCUGCGCUCUAUUGUAGAUACCACCGUGUCGUCCGACAUGAGCGACAUUGAAGGAAGGAUAACAGCUUUGACCGAGGAAGUAGCAAAACGACGUAACGAGAUCGCGCGUCUAAAGAAAGAAGCCAAAAAGCGAGCAAAGAAACAGCUACUUGAUAUGGAAACGAACUUGUUGAAUAAAAUCAAGAUUUAUGACGCGAGCAUUCACAAGAUGCGUAAAAAAUUGGAUUCAAAGAAAAGUUUCAAAGAAACCGAUAAGUUAGCUAUAGAACCGAGGUCGUUGGCCGACUACAAAGUACCUGAAAUACCGCAUAUUAAGAAAAUAGAAGAUAUUUAUAAGAAGAACGAUUUAUUGAGAUCCAGAUCGGAGUCUGAUCUUCUGUCAAUGAGAAAUCAACCAAAGAAUUCAAAACUUGCGUCUUUUUUGACGCAUAACGAUGAGCGAGAGAGCUCGAGUAAGAACUCUGUAAAAACCACAGAUACAACUGCUUCAAAAUCAAUAAAUAUCACUGACAAUAGUCACAACAUUCAGACGACGCUUGAUGACCAUACAUUGACAGGAACACAUAAUAAAGUUCAUACACCGAUUUCCAGACCAUCGUCUAUGAAUAACUCACAAUUCGGAAAACACGCUCAAAAAUCUGUAAUUGCAUCGCGCGAUGCAAAAGACAUUCAAAUAAAUUCUAACACAGAAUUAGAAGUGCGAACAAUGUCGGAUGUAAAAUCGAGUCAUCAAAAUACCAUAUCCACAGAUAAUGAACUAAUCGUAAGUAUCAAUAAAUCCGAACGAAAAAUUUCAACAAUAGAAUCUGAUAUUCAGGGAAUAAAAAGUGUCGAUUACUCGACAUCUAUUUCGCGUAAGUCUGACUCAUCUACGAAAAAUGUUGCACACGCGACAGUUGAUUUCAAUACGCUCAGUUUUUCCCGAAAAUUAGAUUUUCUGCAAUUAAACAACAAAAAUCUGAACGAGAACAUAAGCAGUCUCGAGAACAACAUGAGGGAGAUAAUGUCGCGCUUGAGUAAGGAAUCGAACGGGAAGUCUAAAGUGGAUAACGACGAUAAGAAUACGUUGCAAGACACAUCAGACGUAAUAUCCAAGUCGGUUUUCAGCGACAAAAUAUCUAAUAUCGCAAACGAAGAGAAGCAAACGAUAUCGCACGAGACGAAAAUUAAUACCGAAUCGUUUGCCACUUCAAUCAAUGACGAAAACUUAAAAUCCAAGGAUUUAAGUUACGACGUAACGGAUAAGAUAAUAAACGAUGAAAUAUCCGCGACUAUUCCGGAAGAAGCAAUUAGCCUAUCUAAUUCAGUUCAUGAGAUCGAUUACGAAGCCAAAAGCAAAGAGAUCAUGAAUGAAAUAGAGAGAUCUAUAAUAUCAGAGCACCUCGAAACAACGACAUACAGUGAAAACAAUUACAGCGCAACAUUGGAAGAUAGAAAUAAAGAAUCGUUGAAUGAUUUAUUGUCGAAACUCGAUGUGAAGUCAAUAUCUGAGAUUUUUUCCAAGGAAAGCAAAAGAAGUGAUAUUGCAACCGAGAUUGUUGACAACGCGAAAAAGGAUAUAAGCGAAGAAGAAGAACAAGAAAAAACGAAGGAGAAUCAUUCGGCAGAAAUAUAUUUGUCUAGAACGCUUUCCGAACGUUUUAGCACUAAAUCACUGCAUUCUCCUAUAAUAUCGGGUCACCGUUCGAAAAUAGCUUAUAGAACAUCUGACGAUAAUUCGCAGAGUACUCGGAGCGUAGUUUCAAGCCAACUUUCGCGUCAUCUUGCCAGUGACGCUUCAGAGUUGUCGGAAUAUAUUCCUGAAGUGUCGAAAGAUGUAAAUUCACUGGCGUCCAACACUGAUCAAAGUCAAUUGCGUACAAUUACUCCGAAAGAUGUUUCUCAGGAUAACAAUGACUGGACAACGUCCGACUCAUUCGAAGUCGCGCAAAAUGAGGAAGGAGAACAAAAACAUUCGCAAGAUUCAAGAUCAGUAUCGGAGCAUAUAGACGAUAGUUCUAACAACACGUCGGAACGAGAUGUGCACGUUGAUGACAAGAAAGCUAAGAGCAAGUUAGCGGGCGAAGCGAAUGUGUCAGCGUUUAUUUCCAAGGAAGCAUCUAUUGAUGUCGAACUGCACAAUGUGACGUUUACCAAUACAACGCUGGAAUCCCACACAAUUAAAAAUAACGACGAGCUCGACGAUAUCCUGGAUAUAAUUGCUAGAGAAGAUAAUCAAGUAGAAAAUAUUUCUAACGGCAAGAAGUUUAAUAUUUCUGAUUCUAUAACCGAAUUGUUAGAGAAAGUAGAGGAUAUUGCGAAGGACGAUGAGAAGAGCGCAGAGAAUCACCUUGAAGAGAUCUUAUGUGAUAUGAAUAUUAAUAUAAAUAAUCAACUAGAAACAGUUUCGGAUACUUCAAUGUUAAAGAGAGAAGAGGAAGAAGAUACAAACGAAAACAAUGUGAUUUCUCAAAGUACAGCUAAUAAAUCUAAACAGGAGGAAGCAACGGAUAGUUGGUUAGAAAUCAAAACUGACGACAAACAUGACAAGGAGGAGAGCCCACGCGAGACGAUGUCGGAGGUAAAAGAAAUUAUAAUAACAGAACUGGAUUCAGACAGCAUCGAAGAUAAUGCUUUAUCGGAACUUGAAAUCGAUGCUAAAGUCGAAUUGGCUGAAGAAGAGGAAACAGAUGAAGAUCAUCGUUGCGUUGUGGAAAAAAGUAAAGAAGUAUUUGUAGAGAUACAAGAAUGUUUGGAACCAAUUUUGGAACAGGACAGCUCGGACGGUGAACAAUUAGACAAUUUAGUGGAAGUCGCCGAGAGUGGAUUAGACACUUUGGAGAAACACUUUGCACCGUCGCGAGAUUCUCUCAAGUCGAUAAGAGAUGACGCGGCUCUUGUGCAGAUUGAAGAUAAUGUAGAUCCGAAAAAUAAUGAAACCGCGACAUCAGAAGAAGCAAAAGUAACGGAAAACCUUAACAAAACCUUUGACAUACUGAAAGAUCCGGAGUACGAAGAUAUCUCCGAAGAGAGCCUCGAAGUAUCCGAAAUUUUAGACAAACAUGACUCUUCGAAAGCAGGUAUUGCGAAGAAAUCUAGUUUACCGGAGAGGUAUGAAGUUACGCAAAAAUCAGACGAGGUGUUGAGAAUAUUGGACCAACUUUCGCAGAAAUCAUCGCUCGAGUCUACAAGCAAUUCGCGAAAAAGCGAGAAGAGUGUGACAGAAGACAUCAAUGAAUUUUUGAGACGGGUUUCUGUGGAAGAUGAUAGUUUGUCGCUUGAGACAAGCAAGAAGAUUCAGGAAGAAUCUUCUCGUAAAAUGGACGUGUCGAGGGAUCGAUUCCGGGAAGAAACAAAACAGGUGAAGCUAUCGAUGGAGACCAGCGAUGUCGGAUUAUUCGAGAACAAAAGCGUGGCUCUUUCAAAAUUGGCCGAGCACGACGCGGACGACAAAUCCUCGCGGAUAAUGUACGAAUUGCGUGAGAAAGUCGCGCAGCUGCAGGAGCAGGACGACUCGUCUGAUUCCAGCGAAGCCGGCGAAACUCCGCGGGGUGUAUCCGAGAUCGAGAUGGAUUCACCAAGGGAUCUCAAUGACUCCAGGCUAGAUAUCGAUAUCCUGGACGACGAUCUUUUGAGCGGUACUAAAGGAGCAAGUCAGAAUGACAUAAAGACCAAUUUCCAUUCCGCGUCUAUCGUCGCUACAUCCGAAAAGGACAUCGAGACCAUGAUCGACAAAUUAAAAGCUUCACUGGAGCAACCUGGCUUGGAAGUCGCCGAACUAGAAGCUAAGUUGCUUCGCAUUGAACAGCUACAAAUCGAACUGGAGAUCAAAAAAUUAGAAGCGGAGGAAGUGUCUUACUACGUUCGAGAAAUACCGAAUAAGCCGCCGCCUCCUUAUACACCACCUGGAGACGGUCGAUUACUGACCUCGCUCGACCUCGUCCUUCCGGUGACUUCUGUGAUACCAUCAAACGUUGAGGAGCUGACAGCAUUCACGGAAAGAGCCGCGGCUCUGAUAUAUGCUGCCAAGCUAGCUGAUGAGGACAUCGCGAGUUUGGAAGUGCCUGCCGAAAUUUACGAGUUGACCAAUGACGAGAACGAGAGUGUGGCGAGGGACAGACGGAUUUAUAACACCUUUCUCUUCAAUCUCUGCAAGGAAAUCAUUGUCGAAGUCUACCGAGCGGAAUAUGAGAAACCUGGUCCGAGUUGGACGAAACCGAAUGUGAAGACAAAGCCCAUUAUGAAGAUACCGAAGUCCGAGGAAGAACUCAUCAAGUACGUUAACAAGGAAGUCGCCACGCUGUUCGGUUUUAAGGCAAAACUGCAGCGGGAAAACAUGGUGAUGCGUUGGAGCAGAAAACGCAGAGACAGAGUAGACGAGCUUCUGGCGAGAGAGGCUCAAGCCGAGGAGGAUGAGUGGACCAAGUUUCAUCAUGACGAAUUAGCAGUGAAGAAUGGCCUCACCGUAGCUAUACUAGAUACUCUUCUCAUGGAAACAGUAAAUGUAGUAAAAUCAGCAUACGGUAAAAAACGGAGAAGAAUGAUGAUAUAACAAUUAUAGCUGUUGCAUCAAACUGAGGCACUGUCUGUCUUGUAAUUUAUUACCUGUAAACAGAACUGUAUCUUCUCAGUCAAUAUUUCCUCAGGACUGCAUUUCAAAUUCCGCAUUAUUAUUAUUGUUUGUAUUAUUUGUAUAGUUUUAUCUGUUAGUACUUCAUGUAACAUAUAAGGCUGGUUCCUAUUUAUUUAUUGAUGCAAUUUGUUGCUUUUGUUUUUUACUUAUGUUUAAUCGAGAGAGCGUGUGAGAGUGUUUCGGACAUUAAUAAAAGAUGAGCCAUAUGUAAGUGAGAUAAGAUGAAAUUGAUGAACGACAGAAAAUAGGUGUAACUAAUUCUAAGCCAUAAACAUUCGCAUUUUACAAAUCAAAUGCCCUAGGUCAGUUUAAAAAUUUUAUGUUUUUUGUUAAGGACGAGUUUUUAAUCAGUUUGUAGCACUUAACGAUAAUUACACGUAUAUAUACAUAUAUAUAUAUAUGUGUGUGUGUGUGUGUGUGUGUGUGUGUGUGUGUGUAUAUAAUAUAUACACACACGCGAGCUAUGAAUGAAAAAAAGUAACACAAAGAGAAUAAAAUACUCCAUUUCUACGAAAAUAACAGAUAAUAAUCAUAAAAUAUAUCGCGGGGCAUUUUGUUUAAUUUAUUUGCAAAAUUAGUAGCUUAAUAUAUAUAAUAUAUAUUAUAACUGUAAAAAGAAGAUAUAAGUUUUUAAAUUUCACUUUCUGUUACGUUUAAUCUCACGAUUUUUGAUUAACUUAACCGGUCGAUUAUUUCAUUGGAAUUAACCAAUCGCAUUAGUUGAGUAAUAGAACCGACCAGAAUUGAACAAUUAAUUGACAUGUUACGUACAAUAUAAAUUUUCAAUACUGGAACUGAAUUUUGAAACACAGGAUUAGCAAACUAUCACAAAAUUGACCAUGCACAUUGAUCACUUCGGCUAUUUGGCUAAUCAAGUGUUUCGCAUUUCAUUUGCUAGCGAGAACUCGAUCUACUUAUGUGUAAAAAGCAAAAUACAACCUUAUAUCUUUCUUUUCUUAUAGAGCACAGUUAUCUAUAGGUUAUCACAAUUAUACAAAAUACUGUGUAACACAAUUACUCACUAUAUUGAAAUACUUCAAUAAGCUUUUAUUAUGUGUAUAUAUGUAUUAUAAACAAAAUGCUCUAUAGGAUGCUGUAUGUAAAUCAUGUUUUAAUAUAGUAAAUACGACUAGUAAGUUAUGUUCAGAUAGCAGUCAUAUGCUCAAUUACUUGUAAUGAAAAUUAACAAAAUUCAAACGACAAAAAAAGACUGACAUUUUGGGGCCAUUUUUAUCAAAAUUAUGAACCAAUAAAUGAAAUGUAUACAAAUAAUAUUAUAUUGGGCGCGUCGGCUAUACAGGGUGAGACUAAUUACCUUAUUUUGAAAAAUAUUUCCUUUUUAUCUUUACCAUUUUACCUUCUCUUGACAACACUUCGAAUAUUUUAAAGUGUGCUUUUACAUUCAUAUUGAUUUGUAAAUUUGGAUACAUAAAAAAAAAGCAGAGAUUAGAUCUUGAAAUGAAAGAAUUCAAUCUAAGCCCCUAUAAUUAUGUAGAAAAUACACAAUCAAAGAGUUAAGUCCUAUAUACAGACACUAUAUUAUUUACUAUUAUUAUCUCGAGAUCUACCUGUAAUCUUAUUUUUUCAUGGACUGAUCAUAAAUCAAUUAUAAGUUAUUGUGUCGCCAUCAGUCAAUGCAAUUCUAACUUAAUUUCACGUUGUGAUGUAAAUAUAAAGUGUUACGGAAAGACGAACACGAUUUUCGUAACUUGCAACAUUGUAUUGCAUUAUGAAUAUGUUCUGACUUGAGAAAGUUUUGUAAUGUAAAUUAUAUUAUACUCGCUCAAAUAUGUGUCGAUCAGCGUAGUGUUCCUACGUAUAAAGGUAACAUCGCUUAAAAACUACUUCAUUGAACAUUUAUGACAUGUAUAGUUACGUCCUAUUUGCGUUUGCAGGAUAUUCUUUUAAUGUUUGUUCACACUCCUUUAUAUGUUAGCUAUUUGCGUCUGUAGUUGUUACAAAAAGAUUGUUCGAGUAUGUAGUAGUG
Pseudomyrmex gracilis is the source of this 11347-nucleotide messenger RNA. RefSeq names its product centrosome-associated protein 350-like. The coding region runs from base 541 to 9279 and encodes 2912 amino acids. Gene Ontology annotation, cellular component: centrosome. Gene Ontology annotation, molecular function: microtubule binding. Gene Ontology annotation, biological process: microtubule anchoring. The record is from RefSeq and is a predicted model, not a curated record. The transcript is spliced from 12 exons. NCBI's taxonomy places the organism in Eukaryota, Metazoa, Arthropoda, Insecta, Hymenoptera, Formicidae.